AUGUCGAAUUUUUCUUUCUCCGAUUGGAGUCAUUUUCUAGAUCAAUGGGGAGCGAGUUCUAGUUCCAGUUCUUCCAAUGCCAACCACAUGCCCGAAAAAUUCACCCCCACUGCUACUUCUGUGGAGAAGUUGAUCAAGGAUAUUGAGAACCCACUGACUCGAGAACAUGCUCUAUUUCUUCUAUCAAGGAAUCGAGGAAUACGUGCAGAUUUAGCACCAUUGUUAUGGAACUCUAGUGGUACCAUAUAUUUACUCUUACAGGAAAUAACAUCGGCAUACCGUAUCCUAUCAUCCCCUGAACUUGUAGCAAGAGCAUCUAACAAUGUAUGCAAUGCACUUGCUCUAAUUCAGUGUGUCGCUUCUAACCCAGAUACGAGGAUGAAUCUCAUUCAAGCUAACAUACCAUGUUACUUAUACCCAUUCCUCGGAGUCAAGAACAAAGAAAAACCUUAUGAAUAUUUGAGGCUUACCAGCUUGGGUGUUAUUGGUGCCCUUGUGAAGGUUGAUAAUGCAGAAAUUGUUCACUUUCUUCUCCAAUCAGAGAUAGUUCCUUUAUGCCUACGUUGUAUGGAAGUGGGCAAUGAACUAUCAAAAACAGUUGCUACUUUUAUAAUUCAGAAAAUUCUGGUGCAAGAUGAGGGGUUGAGGUACUUUUGCUCCUUUGCAGAACGCUUUUUCGCAUUAGCCCGUGUUAUGGGAACCAUGGUUGACAACCUUGUCGAAGAACCUUCACAAAGGCUACUAAAACACAUAAUUCAUUGUUAUGUUAGGUUGUCUGACUGUCCAAGAGCUUGUGAUGGGUUUAAAAUUUGUCUUCCUAUAAGGUUGAGGGAUGCUGCUAUCCUUAACCUUGUUCGAGAUGACCCAAUUGCACUUGAGUGGCUAAGACAAUUGUUUUUCAAUAUUGCAACUGGAAAUCGUGUUUCAUCAUCAGCCAUUGGAGAAACACUUGGGAGCUUGCUUGCAAGCUAG
This is a messenger RNA of Vitis riparia (riverbank grape), 972 nucleotides long. RefSeq names its product CCR4-NOT transcription complex subunit 9-like. The coding region runs from base 1 to 972 and encodes 323 amino acids. NCBI's taxonomy places the organism in Eukaryota, Viridiplantae, Streptophyta, Magnoliopsida, Vitales, Vitaceae. The record is from RefSeq and is a predicted model, not a curated record. Gene Ontology annotation, biological process: negative regulation of translation; mRNA catabolic process. Gene Ontology annotation, cellular component: CCR4-NOT complex; P-body; CCR4-NOT core complex. The transcript is spliced from 9 exons.